UCUCACAAGUCUAUAAAAACUAAGCAGAUAGGAAAAGGCUAUCAGAAAGCGUAUCAAAGCAGGAGGCAGAUAAAGUUCCUUCAGCUCUCCAUUGCCCUCCAUCUGAAGAGGCUCUGUGUUAGCCACAUUUGUCAUGAAAAUUAAAGACAGAUGCAGAGGAGAUGGAAAUUCAAGUGAUAUGAGCACCUUCAGUAUUUCAGACAAGACUGGGUUUGCCUCAGCUGCUACUACAACCUUUCAGAUAAGUGAACCUCAAAUCCGGAGAAAGCCAUCCACAUGCUGUGCUCGGACUACCCUUGUCAUCUACCUGCUGCUGCUGACAGUUGGCCAAGUGCUGUUGGCAUACAAAGUGUUUAAGAUGAAGGAGGAGAUACUGAAAUGUCAGGAAAAUAAUGCCUUCCAUGCUGAAGAGAUGAUAGGAAGAUCCUAUGCUGACAACCUUCUUUUGGAGAAAAACUUCACAGAGAGGGACAUGGGACGUGAAGAAAACUGGAGGAGACGCUUAGAAAAGGAAAUCGCCGUAAUUAAAAGCAGCAAUGCAAACUUGAUGAUGAUGAUGAGCAACAUCACCCUGCUUGCAGGGCGUCCUGGAUACAAAGGAGAACCUGGUCCACCAGGGCUACGGGGACCACCAGGACCACCGGGGAUAAAGGGAGACCGAGGAAUUCCAGGCUUACAGGGCAGUAAAGGAGAUCGUGGUCCCACCGGUCCAAGGGGUGAACAAGGAGAAAAAGGAAUAAAAGGACAAGCAGGAAUUCCAGGUCAUGUAGGGCAGAAAGGUGAAAUGGGCCAGAAGGGCGAUCCAGGCAACCGCGGAUCCAUGGGUCCUCCAGGAAACCAGGGAGUGCCAGGACAGCCAGGCUUCAAUGGUAGUGUGGGAGAGCCCGGACGUCCUGGGCAGAAAGGAGAAGCAGGCCCAGCUGGAGAACGUGGCCUCCCAGGACCUCCUGGCCCCAGCAGUCCUGGGGUGAAGGGGGAGAAAGGGGACCUCGGGCCCAAGGGCUCCCAAGGAAUGCCAGGCAGUAUUGGACCCAAAGGUGAAAAGGGAGACAAAGGAGUUCCAGGUACUGUAGGGCCAAAAGGAACAAAGGGAGACCAGGGCCCACAAGGCAUCCAAGGUCCAACUGGUCAAAAAGGAAGCAAGGGUGAUUAUGGCAGUAAAGGUCUAAAAGGUGAACCAGGUGUAAAAGGAGCCAAAGGAGACCCAGGAAACCCAGGUUACUACAACAACAUACGAAUCGCAGGAGGGGGCAGGAGGGGUCGCGUGGAAAUCUUUCACCAAGGCUCCUGGGGAACGAUAUGUGAUGAUGGCUGGGACAUCCAGGAUGCCUCUGUAGUCUGCAGAAUGAUGGGGUACAGCCGUGCCAUCUCUGCCUUCACUGCAAAUGGAGGCACUGGGCAAAUUUGGCUUGAUGACGUGAACUGCAGAGGGAGUGAACAUUCUAUUUACCAGUGUAACAAAUCUGACUGGGGCACACACAACUGCUCCCACAAUGAGGACUCUGGGGUGGAGUGUAUCUAAUGGGACAUAGGGCUGACCUAGGAACCGCUGCCCCCUCGUGUGCUCUGCAGAACCCCUGUUCAUUGCAUCCAUCCAGCUUCUUCACACAGGGGGAACUCCAUUUUCCAUAAAUCAGCAAAAAUAGCAAGACACAAAUAAUGUGAGGCAUCCCAGCUGUCAGAAAUCAGCAGGAGCUCAGACGUGAUCAACUGCACGGCUUUGCCACCUGCCUGGCAGUAGCCCACCUGCAGCAGCUGUAGAGUUUCUCUGCUUUAGCUCAGUGCAAUAGGAGGGAACAAGAGAAGCCUGCAGAAUGAGCUGCAGCUUAGCUGGCCAGCCUUUAACACAGUGCUGUUGUCAAUCUGGCCUAAAGCCCAUUGUAAAGACCAUGUACUCAAGACAGAAAUCAUUAAAUGAUCUUUUUUGGUACGCAAACACAAAGUUCUUCAGAUGAGAUGAUGAUCACAGGUCAAAAUGCAACCAUACCAGCAUGGAAUCCAGUUUUAGCACAGAUCUUGUGUUUGACCUUGGUGAAGUCUCCUGCCUUCUCUGACAACGUUUCCUAACUUGUUUCCCAGAAACAAAACCCUCACCUUAGAAAUGAGAUCCACUAAAACAAAGAGAUAAUGAGUAAAAGCAAUAAGGAUGAAGUAUCAACUAAUUAUCCUUUCACAGUGAAACUAUGGUCCCUAAACCAAAGGCUUCUGCCUUAAAUGAAAGUCUUAUGUGUCUGAGAUAAUAAGUGAAAGACUUCUCUUUCUUAAAGCCUAAACUCUUCCCCUUUUUAACAGCACUGGGCAUUUGGCAGGUGACAAGAAGCCUGUACAUAAACAGCUGUGCACAUUGCAGCAACCCGCUUGCUAACAGUGUAUUUAACAUGUCAGAAAUGGCUGUAAGCAACCCCACAUCUCUGCAUCAACAUUAGCCACAACUGCAUUUAUCUACACAGCUUCUAGAAUCAAUUUUGGUGCUCACAAACCCAGAUCUAAGUGGAAAAGCUGAGUGGUGCUGGUAAGAACAGCAGGUGACCAUAUGUAAAUAAAGUACUGUCACUGCUAGGGAAUAAAACAUUUACAAGCUGUAUUCUUUCUGUCUUGUCACAGCUGCAGGUGCUGCUUGCAUUCCCAUUUCCUCACUUUGCUUGCUAACGUAAGAUGUUCCGCAUUAGGCAAAACUGCCAUAAAAAGGAAAGUCGCCAUGUAUCCAGUGGUGACCCUUAAAUCCUCCAAAAUCUCAUUUCUGGACAAUAGGCAGCUGGGAAAUAGCUGCUGUGCCACAAUAAAGGUCAAUCAGCAAGGGUUAUAUGUAUACACUUCCAGAUGCCAGAAACAAAAUUUCAAAGUCCACCUUUAGCAGAUUCACACGUUCACACUAAAUUCCCCCCUUUAAAUUCAGAUUUCAGACAGGCAGUUCUUCCUCUGGUAUAAAUUGUGAUACUCACUGCUACGCUGUGUUUUGGCUGACCAAGAAAAGCCCUUAUUUGACUGAAAAAAAAAAAAAAAUGGAUUUCACUCAGAACUCCAAGACAAAACUAGAACAAGAAGAUAUAAGUUAUCCAAACAGCAGGUAAUAUAUCAGAUAAGCACUUUGCAGAUCACCAAAAGCACAAGUGAGCUGUAACAGAAAUGCUAAGUCAUGGUUUGAGCCAGUAAUUGAACACCUAGUGGAAAGGCAGGGCCAACCCAGGGGAACUCAGGUGCAUGCAAUGUUCCUGUGUGACCAAAAGAGCUGGAGCCAGGAUCCACCUCUUCCCAGACCUCAUUUAAGUGUUGGCAGAGGGUGGUGCAGGUAUCUCUCUGGAGAUCCUUGCCUACCUGAGGCUUUCUGAAGGUUAGCAGCUUCUUUCCCUUAUUUUUGCGUCUACAGCUGUUGUGUUUAAGUGAAUCCUCGCUUGCUGCAGCCUGGGAUCUUUCUGCUCUGCUGUCAUCACUGUGCUUUCCAUCAUGUUACACUGGCCGUACACCAGCACCUAGACCAUAGCCAGCCUGCUGUGACACCAUACCCCAUUACAGCUGACAGAGGUUUAUUAUUGACUAAAGAUGCUGCUUCCCGACACUAAGUGGAGCUCAAGGGCUACCACCCACCCUGCUUCCGCUAUGCUGGCACUGCACAGCCUCCAGUUGUCCCAGACCUGGCCAUGCUAUGCCCUGGUGAAUGUGUUUCGAGUACCAGCAUCCCUCCCUGCUUCUUUUCUCCUUACAGCAAGCCUUCACUCCCACAUCCUGCAUUCCAAUGGGAACCAGAAGGGACACAAAUGUGCUUGUUCCCUUUGACAGGCUAUAGUACACACACUUGGAACCCAAGCAGUCAGCCUAAAGUUGUGAGAUAAGGUGAGGAUUCCCAGUGACCCAAGUUGCAUCCAGCCAGUCCUCCCAGAAUAGUAUUUUGAAAAAUAAAAACUGAAAAAAUGC
Messenger RNA from Lagopus leucura (white-tailed ptarmigan), 3912 nucleotides. RefSeq names its product macrophage receptor with collagenous structure (gene MARCO). The transcript has 14 exons. Gene Ontology annotation, cellular component: membrane. The coding region runs from base 134 to 1522 and encodes 462 amino acids. NCBI's taxonomy places the organism in Eukaryota, Metazoa, Chordata, Aves, Galliformes, Phasianidae. The record is from RefSeq and is a predicted model, not a curated record.